AUGCAGCAGUCUCAGCCUCUGCCGUCGGUGGUACCCGCGGCGGUGGAAGGAUCUCCGCCUCUGCAGUCUUCGACAAUGCCAGUCGCUUCAGUGACGGCGCACAAGCCUUCCCGUUUCUCGCUGUACAGCAUCGAGAGGCUGCUCGCCGGAGCGGCGGCACACGCGGCCACCACGCCGUCGUCCGUGGCCUCUUCCGUGCUGGACUUCAGCAUCGCUCAGCACCCGUCGGCUCGGAUAGAGGCUGCGGGCCAUUUUCAAGGAGCAUUGAACGGCCGCUCAAAAGGCAGCACUGCAGCUUCCUCGGACAAGAUCUCCACUCCAUCGCUCUCCUACAAUGGUGACAAGGGGCCGUCAUCGUCUCUGCAUCAACAUCACCAGCAGCAACAGCAAGCGGCAGAAGACGGUGGACUGUCCGGUAAGCCUCGCAAGAUCCGCCGGAGCCGCACCACGUUCACCACAUUCCAGUUGCACCAGCUGGAGCGCGCUUUCGAGAAGACGCAGUAUCCGGAUGUGUUCACAAGGGAAGACCUGGCUCUGAGGCUGGACCUCAGCGAGGCUAGGGUACAGGUCUGGUUCCAAAACAGGCGCGCCAAGUGGCGCAAGCGGGAAAAGGCCAUGGGCAGGGACAGCCCGCCACCGAUGGCGUCCUGCGGCGUGGCGUCCUCGAUGGCGUCCGACCGCAACUUGGGGCCCUUCCUGCAGGCAGCGUGUGGCGUCAGUGCCGCCCGAGCCGAGCUGUUCGCCGCGGGGCCCUUCGGUGUAGCCGAGCCCUUUUGGGGCGCCCCCUCGGCCGCGCUGGUCGCGCCCGCCUGGCCCAAGCUCUACGGGUACAUGCUGCCCGCCCUGCUGCCUGCCCCACCUUGUACUUCGGCCUCUGUUCUGGACCUCGGCUCCAAGAAGACGACGGCACACGCGAGGCUGCAGUUGUCUCCGCAGCCGGUGACCGCGCUUCCCACGUCGUCACCAGGACUCGAUCUCCUCAGGGUCAAGGCGCGCGAGCAUGCCGCCAGGAAGGUGGGCUCGGGGUCGCCCAAGUCCGCCUCGCCCGUUGCAGAUCGGACCGAGCCAUCUUGA
This is a messenger RNA of Rhipicephalus microplus (southern cattle tick), 1074 nucleotides long. RefSeq lists its product as uncharacterized. The record is from RefSeq and is a predicted model, not a curated record. Gene Ontology annotation, molecular function: RNA polymerase II transcription regulatory region sequence-specific DNA binding; DNA-binding transcription factor activity, RNA polymerase II-specific. Lineage: Eukaryota; Metazoa; Arthropoda; Arachnida; Ixodida; Ixodidae. Gene Ontology annotation, biological process: regulation of transcription by RNA polymerase II.